AUGCUUAGAGUAAAUUGGAACGAAUUUUCCUUAAUACUCUCACUAAUAAACACUAGCGCGGAGUUCACUAAUUCACAUUCAAUUCAACAAUUCCCGCUCGAUCUUCAACUUGCUAUUGUUUUAUAUCGUUUGGGUUCAUCAGGCGAAAAUGCGGCUAUUCGUAAAGUCGCUACAUUAUUUGGUGUUGGAAAUGGGGAAACAAUUUAUAAGAUAACCCGAAGAGUCUUUCGCUCCAUAUUGGAGCUGCAAACCAAAUUUAUAACGUGGCCAGAUGUAUCUGAACGACAAGAUAUAAUGGAGAAAACCUAUCAUGAGCUUCCACAUUGCAUUGGAUAUAUUGACGGUACUGAAAUAAAACUUGCCGAACCACCAGUGGUUAACCAUACAUCCUAUUUUUCAAAAAAUAUAGUGUAUUCAAUAAAAGCACAAGUCGUAUGUGACUAUCAGCUGAAGAUUCGACAUGUCGCAGUUGGUCACUAUGGAAGUGUACAUGAUGCUCGCAUGUUUCGUACAAGCGCUCUCUGCAUCCAAGAAAAUUCUUUAUUUUCUUCGGAACAAUAG
This is a messenger RNA of Teleopsis dalmanni, 561 nucleotides long. RefSeq lists its product as uncharacterized. The coding region runs from base 1 to 561 and encodes 186 amino acids. The record is from RefSeq and is a predicted model, not a curated record. The transcript has a single exon. NCBI's taxonomy places the organism in Eukaryota, Metazoa, Arthropoda, Insecta, Diptera, Diopsidae.